This is a messenger RNA of Lodderomyces oxycetoniae, 747 nucleotides long. It is a transcript of the gene GPM1, whose product is annotated as phosphoglycerate mutase. Gene Ontology annotation, biological process: glycolytic process. Lineage: Eukaryota; Fungi; Ascomycota; Pichiomycetes; Serinales; Debaryomycetaceae. Gene Ontology annotation, molecular function: intramolecular phosphotransferase activity. The transcript has a single exon. The record is from RefSeq and is a predicted model, not a curated record. The coding region runs from base 1 to 747 and encodes 248 amino acids.
AUGCCAAAGUUAGUUUUAGUCAGACACGGUCAAUCGGAAUGGAACGAAAAGAACUUGUUUACUGGUUGGGUUGAUUGUAGAUUAUCUGAAACCGGUAAAAAAGAAGCCAAGAGAGCUGGUGAAUUGAUUCAAGAAGCAGGUAUCAAGCUUGAUAUUUGCUAUACUUCACAAUUGUCGAGAGCCAUUCAAACCGCUAACAUUGCUUUGGAAGCAGCUGACCAAUUAUGGCUUCCAGUGAAGAGAUCCUGGAGAUUGAAUGAAAGACACUAUGGUGCUUUACAAGGAUUGGACAAGGCCAAUACUUUGGAAAAAUACGGAAAAGAAAAGUUCCAAACCUGGAGAAGAUCAUUCAAUGUUCCACCACCACCAAUUGCUGCUGAUGGUGAAUAUUCCCAAAUUGGUGAGAGAAGAUACGAAAACAUUGACCCAGCUUGUAUUCCAUUAGCUGAAUCUUUGGAAUUGGUUAUCGUUAGAUUAUUGCCAUACUGGCAAGACGAAAUCGCCCGCGAUUUAUUAGACAAUAAAGUCGUUAUGGUUGCCGCACACGGUAACUCAUUAAGGGCUUUGGUCAAACAUUUGGACAAUAUCUCAGAUGAAGAAAUUGCUGGUUUGAACAUUCCAACUGGUAUCCCAUUGGUCUACGAAUUGGACGAGAAUUUGAAACCAACUAAACCUGCUUACUACUUGGAUCCCGAAGCCGCUGCUGCUGGUGCCGCCGCUGUUGCCGCUCAAGGUCAAAAGAAAUAA